Carassius gibelio (silver crucian carp) is the source of this 1807-nucleotide messenger RNA. It is a transcript of the gene prr11, whose product is annotated as proline rich 11. The record is from RefSeq and is a predicted model, not a curated record. Bases 113 to 1096 code for a protein of 327 amino acids. The transcript is spliced from 10 exons. Lineage: Eukaryota; Metazoa; Chordata; Actinopteri; Cypriniformes; Cyprinidae.
CCAAUCAAAAGUUAAAACCCGCCCCAUCGCGCUUCAGCUGCGCUCCUAUUGGAGGGUAAAAAAUAAGGAACUAAUUUGAAAAUCAGGCUUACAGCUGUCAGCAGCUGCGGAUAUGCCUAGAUUAAGGGGCCUCGGCGAUGCCUUUCUGUGGCGGAGGAAGAGAAAGGGCAGCAGUCGACGCUGGGCCAUAAAGAGCAAGAAGCCACUUGGGACUCCUGCCAUACCAACGGCCCCUGUUCCAGACAACAAAACAAAGGUGGACACUAUGGAGGAGACGAGUGUUCAAACCACUAAACAGCUGUCUUUAACACUAAGCAUUGGAGCUCUGUUUUUUGCAUUUGGAAAUGUUGUGCAAAAAUGUGGAAAGACAAUUAAUCAAACCUGUUUUGGACUCCUGAAUGUCUUCUUUUUCUGGAGAGGCUAUUCAGAAAGAUUGGAGUCCCUUCACCAAAAAGUAGAGGAGCUGCAAAGGGAAAUGGCACUAUUGCAUUCCAAUUUGAAGCUGUAUCGAGAAGCCAAGACUGCAGGCGGUCAGUGUGAAAUUCCUGAUGGUAUUCAGCACUCUACACCUCCGCCUGUCUCCCUUCCACCUCCUCCUCCACCUCCUCCUCCUCCUCUUCCUCCUCCUCAAAUUCUGUUGACACUUGCUGCUCCGAAAGUGGCCACAGUUCCCCUAAAAACUGCUAAAACUACCUCUGUGAAGGAGAAGAAAAAUGGGCCUGUUGCUUUGACUCUUCAAGAUCUUCAAGCAGUACGACUAAGAAAAGUGACUGUAGGCCAAAAAACUGAGGUGUCUCCAGCGAGAAGAUCACCACUGGUCACACUUGCAGACUUGCAGAAAGUCUGCUUGCGACGCUCUAAUUCUGACCUCCCCUUAAAGUCUAGAUCAAACCUUGGCAGGACACCAACCAAAAAUCCCUUGAAUCUUGGGGUACGACUUCGAAAAGUCAACUUAAUGAGGAGUCCUGGUGGCACACCGCUUUUUAACAAAGAGAAUGUGAUGAAUUCAAGCCUGGAUCCAAACAUGGCCAGAGGGUUAGGAAACAAGUACCUGAGUGCUUUAACAAAAGAACUAUCACCACUCAAGGCUGUGUAAACAAAGAAAAUGACUGUUUAUUGCACAUUGUGUUUUGGCUUAUUUUUAGAUGCAUGUUGUGACACUGCUAAUAGCUUUGGCUCCUAUACUAUCAUGUUACUGUAGUAACUAUUUUAGUGAAAGGACUGUGUUUUGAUGUUACUUGCUGCUUUAUUUUAUAUACUUGUUGCAUGUGAAUUGUGCUUCUUGAUCCUUUUAUAUCAGAACUGCCUUUUAAGACGUGGUAAUAACAAAUGCAGACUGUAUGAAAAUGAAAUGCACAUCAGCAUGUGGUCAAUAUGGUUAACUGUAUAAUUAGUAGAACUACAUAACUGAACGUGCAUUACUGAAUAUGACUGUGGAAUGUGCAAACUAACUCUGCUGUGAAAUAGUACUUGAUACAGUGUUGAAGUCUGUACAGGGGUGAGACGAGUCCGUUAUUGAUCUGUACAUUCAAUAAGCCAUUGAUAGCUUAGGUGUGUGUGGUAAAACAUAUAGCACAGUGACCAAUAAUAACUAGUCCUGUUAUUGUGGGACUCCGGAUGUGUUUUAUUUCCAGGUUUUACUGUAUGUUUACUGGUGAGCUUGAGGUCUAACACCCAAGUACAUUUUACUAUGUCUUAAUCUUUUAUUUUAAGGGUCUUUUGCAAUAUUUGUCUAAAACCACUUUUAUUUGUAUAUGUAAAAAAAAAUGCAUGGCAAACUUUUAAUAAAUAUUGGAUCUACAGGAAA